CGGGGGCUUGUGGGAGCGGCGGCCGCGGCGGCGGUGGUCUCCGUUAUGGCGGCUUCCAUCUCGGGAUACACGUUCAGUUCUGUCUGCUACUGCAGCGCCAACAGCAGCGCGGACCACGAAGGAUUUUUGCUGGGAGAAGUAAGACAAGAGGAGACAUUUAGCAUUAGUGAUUCACAGAUCAGCAACACUGAAUUUCUUCAGAUAAUUGAAAUUCAUAACCAUGAGCCUUGUUCAAAACUCUUUAGCUUUUAUGACUAUGCAGGCAAAGUUAAUGAGGAGAGUUUGGACAGGAUUCUUAAAGAUCGAAGAAAAAAAUUAUUGGUUAAUAUUAGCCUACAGUUACUCACCAGUGGCUGA
This is a messenger RNA of Gavialis gangeticus (Gharial), 357 nucleotides long. RefSeq names its product family with sequence similarity 175 member B (gene ABRAXAS2). The coding region runs from base 46 to 357 and encodes 103 amino acids. The transcript has 5 exons. Gene Ontology annotation, cellular component: nucleus. Gene Ontology annotation, molecular function: polyubiquitin modification-dependent protein binding; microtubule binding. Gene Ontology annotation, biological process: protein K63-linked deubiquitination; mitotic spindle assembly; attachment of spindle microtubules to kinetochore. Lineage: Eukaryota; Metazoa; Chordata; Crocodylia; Gavialidae. The record is from RefSeq and is a predicted model, not a curated record.